GUUUUAAGUAUGUAGAAAACAAUUAACAAAUUAUUUAAUUAAAACUAAUAAAAAUCUGCAAUUUUCGGUUUCAAUUUUGAUGUGACAACACUAUAGUUAUAAUUUAAUCAAAUAAAAUAAGUUUUUAAUUUGAGGUUGUUCUUGGCUCCCGGUCUAUAACUUGGGAAAAUUAUAACGUGGGUCCAACCGCCCCGGUAAAAAGGUGACCGACGGUCAGUCUAGGCGCGAUCGCGACGGCUUCAAUAACAACAAAACUACCCUCACUUUCAAAUUAUCAUUAUACUGACACGCCAUCACCACUUUUGGAAAAUUUACAUUCUACAUAGACCGGUUUUUUUUUAAAUUAAUUUGCCCUCCAUAUAUGUAUUGAACAUGUAUGAAGUAAUCUUUUCCAUAAAGCAUUAAGCCGUAUUUAUUUCUUUAAAAAAAAUUAAUAUGGGGUGUGCGAGUAGCGCUCCGCUUGUAGAACAAGGAAAGCAUUUGGUUGAGGGUGUGAAAGAUGCGGCCAGUGAUACUGUUAACAAAGGAGAGAAAGCUUUACAUAACGCCACUGACACAAUUAAAGAAGGAGUCUCCUCGGGAAUAGACACAGUAAAAGAGACCGUACAGUCGGCCAUAAACACGGCGGAAGAAUCGGUCGGUUCUGUCGCACAAAAAAUCGGAGAAACUUUCAACUUCACCAGUUCGAAAGCCAACGAAUUGGAAGACACUAAACAAACUUUAAGUUCAACCAAAGACGACCUUGUGGGAAACGUAUCGGAAAGCGCUGCCGAAGUUGUAUCCGAAGCCGAAACCGUUAUAGUAUCAGAAACCGAACAUGCCCGUGAAGCUUUUCAGUCUGGAACGUCACCGCUUUUCGAAACCGUUCAUUCUAUGGACGAUGAGAUGGCUAGUGCGUUAAAGGAGCUAGAGGUGCACGGACUAGAUGACUUCCAUGAAAAAACCAAAGAUUUGGAGGAAUCCGUGAUACAAAGUGGCACCGAAGUAUUGGAGGAUCUCGAAAAUGACACCAAAGAUCACUUGGGUGAAAGUGUGAAGAAGGUCGAGAUGAAAGUGGAAGAGCUGAUGGAAGAUGGUAGUACGGUCAAAGUUGAGGAAAAAGUGGUGGAAGUUGAAGCGAAAAAACAUCCAGAAAAGGAGGAUCCUCAACCGACAUUUUGGGAGGCAGCCGCCGACGCCAUCUUAAUGCGGAAGAACAUAAAACAUUUGGAACCGCUGGAUUUUGGGAAAGAGAGGAUUUUUUUUGCAUCGUCCGAAAAGGCCGAGCUUAAACAGUCGGACAAUGUUAAUAUGAAACAAAACGAUAUUAUUAUUGAAAAUACUGAAUAAGUUUUAUAUUUUAAAAUUGUCUUAUAUGUAUAUAGUGUGUUCGAGUUAAGGUGCAAGCGAUUUAGGGAUAGGGAAUGUCAGUUUUAUAGCAAAGAAAUUAAUGAUAUGCAUUAUUCUAGGUUACUGGGCGUCUCAGAAAAAUUAUGGAAACCAUUAGCACAGAAUCAUGUUUUUACUUUCAAAACCAUCCUCGGGAAUUGUUCUAUAUUAUUGUGAAAAAAUUAUUGAAAUGCGUUUAAUGGUUAUUUUCUUAAGUUACCUAUAGUUUCUUAAGUCUUUCUUAAGUUAUAUUCAAAAAUGUCCGUUAUCAAAUAAAAAUCUUAAUUUCACCAUUUGAACUCAAAGUUCAAAUUUAUUGGUUCUUAAGUUCUGGGUUGACAAAAUUGGCUCUAACUAAAGUUUUUGAGGUACAAAAAACGUUUUUACAAUUAUGAAAUUUAUGGGUAAGAAUUGCUCUUUUUGGCCAAAAACCCUUUUAAGGGGGACAGGGAGUACUGUACUUGGUACAUCAAUUAAGUAUAGCAAUACAUUAAAAAAAAAUAAGCAUCAAAUCCAAACUACAUUUCACUGAUUAAAAAAUAUAGUGAAUGCAAAACUAUAUUGUCAGACUUAAUUAAAAAUGCAAACAUUUUAUCAGAAACCCAAAAAGGUUAUACCAAACAGUAAAAGAAGUAACGAAUCAGAGUCGACCAAAAGGGCAAGUCAAUUAUAAUUGAUGAUAGUGAAGAGAUCUCUAAUCCUCUUUUAAUGGCAGAUGUUUUCUAUAAGUACUUUAGUAAAAUAGAAAGGAAGUUAGUAACUCAAGUAAGUUUGUUAAAGAAUGGAUUGAUGGUGGGGGGGGGGGGAGAUGAUGGAUCUCUGUAGAAAUUAUUAAAAUCACGAUGAAACCUCUUAUACAUCUAAAAAAUGGUAUCUAUCCAAAUAUUUUCAAAACUUCAACUGUUAUUCCAAUAUAAAAGUUGAAUAAAUCUGAUGAAAAAAACUAUUUACUCUACCAUAUCAAUUUAGAUAUAGAGAGAAGCUUAGAACAAAAUGCUUUGACCAAAAUAACUCAAUUUGUGGUUGAUAGUUUUAAUGAGGGUUAAACACUAUUAGCACUCUUUCUUAACUUGUCGAAAGAAUUUGACAGUGGAGUACUUCUUAAGAAACUUGAGAUAAUUGGUAUUAGAGGUAAAGUACUAAGUUUGUUUAAACCUUACCUUGGUGAUCAAAUGCAAGUUGUAAAAAUUGGAGAAAUUAGACAUUGGAUCUAGGUCGGUGCUUUUAGGGAGUGUGAGAAGCAUUUAGAUCUUCUAACUCUAAAUACUGAGAAAACUAAUCUCAUUACCUUUGGUAUGUCUAAUAGACUACCUAGUAGAGGCAAACUUGUCAUAAAAGGCACAUAAAAUAUAUAGGAGUAUUCUUGAAUCAAUGUGUAUGGAUAAAUCAUGAGUUAAUACAGGUAUUUUUUUAUACCCUUAUAGUUAAAGAACACCUUAUCAAGCACUUGUUGAGUCUGAGGGGUGCUACGUGUAAAAGUGUCCUAUCCCUACUCCUUAUUAGGUACUUAAACAGUUAUUGUUAAAAACCAUGUUGUUUAAGCAUAAGAUGUAUCCAACAGGAGCUAUUUUUUAAAGAGAGAUUUACUAAAUAUAAGGCAAUUGAACAUGCUUAACAAGGUUUUAUUUGUUUCAACUUAAAGAUUCAUUUCAAUUAUCUUAUCCAAAAUAUUUGACAUAUUUCUGAACGAUCUAAAAACUGCUUCCAAUUAGGUAUCAUAAAAUAAAAAUAAAAUUCACCUGUGGUUAACUGAUAAUUCUAUGCAAUACGCAUGUUUUCUUUGUUUUUUUAAUCUAUUUUGGUGAUUUUGUAUUACAGCUUUGUUCUUUCCAUUUUAGCAUAACGUGUUAAUUCUACAAUCUCCAAUUAUUUACCUACGGUGUUAAUACUGUAGUGACACUAACAACUAAUUAAUGUAAUAAUUGUUUGAUAUUGCCGAUCCUGUUCUCUAUAUUCUUUUUUUGGUCAAGGUGCACAAACAGACUUAGAGAGAUUUAUGGUAAAUAAAUCUUUUUGUAUUUAUAUUUCUUAAAAUAUUUUAAUUAUUUCGUGUAAAUAUCCUGAAAAAUAGUGAAAGUUUGAUAAAAAAAAAUGCCCCAACCAAAGCAUGCCUAACUCAGAGUGCCGUUUUUACCCUCAAAUUUAUCCUCAGGAACUGUUUUAAUGUAAAAAAAAUUGAAAUAUUUCUUCUUUCAUUAUUUGAACGCUUUUUAAAAUCUUCUCAAAAACGGUUAAAAUUUGAUAACCAUGUAUAUAUACUAUAUAGUUUUGAUUUUAAUUUAACAUAUUCUUGCAUAUAUGGACACGAACGAAAAUACGAUGUAAUUUAUUCAGAAAACUAAUAUAUUCCUGAUCUAUUUAGAGAAUAACAAACAUUCGCUCAAUGUUCAAGACACUCAUAGAACUUUGCCUACAGUAUGCACCUUAACGUGGACACACUGUACUUGCUUAAUAUUAUAUUAAAAAUUGUAAAUACACUGAAAUAUAUGAAUAAAUGUUUUUUUUUUCAA
Messenger RNA from Anthonomus grandis grandis, 3878 nucleotides. RefSeq lists its product as uncharacterized. The record is from RefSeq and is a predicted model, not a curated record. The transcript has 4 exons. Lineage: Eukaryota; Metazoa; Arthropoda; Insecta; Coleoptera; Curculionidae. The coding region runs from base 436 to 1329 and encodes 297 amino acids.